AUGGCGGAGAACGGCCAAUUGGGGGAGAUCCACGCCGUAGAAGCUUCUUGCCUCGACCCUCAGGAUAAGAACGCCUUCUACGUCACCUUUUCCGAGCAGUCGGGUGGUAUCUUCGUCGACGCAGGCAUUCACCUAAUCGAUGCCGGCCGUUACUUCCUCGACGUCGAAAAGAACAUCCCCAACCCCGCCAAGCAAGUCAACCGCGUGGUCGCCUUCGGCCAGCAGUCCGUCUACGGCGAGCUCGCGCGCUUCGGCGACGCCGACAACGCCUGGGGCCUCGUCGAGUUCGCCAACGGCAAGAUCCUGCACACGCGCCUCAGCCGCACCAUCACCAACGGCUUCGAGGCCGCCACACGCGUCUGCGGGACCAAGGGCCACUCCGUCAUCAACGGCAACUCGACCCUCAACCGCGUCGAGAUCCGCGACGAGCACGGCGUGCGUACCGCCUCGACCCCCGACGCCUUCGCGUUGUAUGACAAGACCUUCAUCAACGACAUUGCCGAGUUCGCUACUGCGGUGCUGGAUGACCGCCCGCUAUCGUGCUCGCCGGACGAUGCGCUUGAGGCAGGCAAGAUUGCGUGCGCGCUGCAGCACUCGUUCCGUCUUGGCGAGCCGGUGUACUUUGAUGAGGCGGGGGAGCCGAUUUUGAAGCCUCUUCCGACGAAAUAG
Messenger RNA from Colletotrichum chrysophilum, 669 nucleotides. RefSeq lists its product as uncharacterized. The record is from RefSeq and is a predicted model, not a curated record. The transcript has 3 exons. Gene Ontology annotation, molecular function: oxidoreductase activity. The coding region runs from base 1 to 669 and encodes 222 amino acids. Gene Ontology annotation, biological process: NADPH regeneration. Gene Ontology annotation, cellular component: cytoplasm. Lineage: Eukaryota; Fungi; Ascomycota; Sordariomycetes; Glomerellales; Glomerellaceae.